AUGUUGAAAUUAAAUAUUAUUUUAUUAAUAGUAUUAUUUAUUGGUUUGAUUAAUGCUGAAUCAAAAGUCAUUAAAAAAUAUGUUGAAAAAUAUGACCCAAAUUUUAAAUGGACUUUAAAUGCAACAUAUGAUAUUGGUAAUGCUAAUGUUCAUGUUUUAGAAUUCAUUUCACAUAAAUGGUUAUCAAUUAAUGAAACUGAUUCACCAGUAUGGAAACAUUGGUUACAAAUCUGUAUCCCAAAAAAUUAUGAUAAAAAGAGUGAAACUGGUAUUUUAUUUGUUGAAAACGGUGUAAACCAAAACUGGACUGUUCCAACUGCUAGUCAAUUGAAUAGCUUUGGUAAAAUGCUUUGCUCUGCCGGUAACCAAGUUACAGCUACUUUAUUACAAAGUCCAAACCAAUUUAUCAUGUUUGAAAAUGAUGGUGUAAUGAGAAAGGAAGAUGAUAUCGUUGCUUACACUUGGAUUAAAUUUAUGAAUAACAAGAACACUGAUUGGAUUAGUUUAAACCCACAAACUAAAUCAGCCACUAGAGCUAUGGAUGCCGUUCAACAAUUUGGUAAAACUGCCACAGGUAAUUACAAUAUUAAAAAAUUCGUUGUUACCGGUGCCAGUAAAAGAGGUUGGGCUACUUAUGGUACUGCAAUGGCCAAAGACCCAAGAGUUAUUGGUAUUGCACCAAUGGUCAUCUCAGUUUUAAAUCUCGUUGACAAUAUCGGAGCCCAAAUCCAAAGCUACGGUAAUUGGUCAUUUGCUCUUCAAGACUAUAUGAACCACAACGUCACCAAAUUCCUUUACACCAAGUAUUUUGAAAAGGUUACCGAAAUUAUUGACCCAAUCAACUACAUUAAAUCUUUAAAGAAAGUCAACAAACUUGUUAUUUUAGGUACUGCUGAUGAAUUCUUUAUUCCAGAUUCAACCAAAUUCUUCUACAGCAAAUUAAAAGGUGAGACCAAACUUGCCCUCUUUGCCAACACUAACCAUGGUGGUAUCUUAAAACAAGAAGUUGCCAACACUAUCGUAAACUUCUACAAUUUAACUUCUACCAAGGCCAAAAUGCCACAAUUUUCAUGGUCUAUUGAUUACUCUAGUGAUCACAACACCGGUAAAAUUUCUCUUAAGGUUAAACAAGGCACUGUUGAAAAGGUUUUAUUAUAUUCAGCCUCCACUAUUUCCACCACUAAAAGAGAUUUCAGAAUGUUUACUUGCCCAGCUGCCGAAUGUUACCAACCAAUUAACUUUUUACCAGUUGAAAUUCAACCAACUUCUACCAAUACCUAUACCUACACUAUGACUAAACCACAACAAGGUGGUUGGACUGGUUUCUAUAUGAAUGUUCAUUUCUCCACUGGAUCAGUUUUCUCUAGUGAAAUGGCCGUUGUACCAGAUGUUCUUCCAUUUGCUAAAUGUACUAUGGAGGAAUGUGGCUCAGGUAAACCAUCCUAUGUUAACGAUAAUGAUGAUGAUGAUCAAGAUGAUGACGAAGACGAUGAUGAUCAAUGUUAA
Molecule: messenger RNA, 1506 nt
Organism: Dictyostelium purpureum
Lineage: Eukaryota; Evosea; Eumycetozoa; Dictyosteliales; Dictyosteliaceae
Exons: 2
Coding region: 1-1506 (501 amino acids)
Source: RefSeq, a predicted model, not a curated record